UAUUAUAAUUUUUAUGCUGAAAUCGGGAAAAUCUAGAUUUUAUAUUACAUCAUAUCGUCAAAAUAAUACUCCUUAUCACAAAUGUUUUCAAUUUUAUUUCAACAAAAUUGUAAAGGUGGUUGUCUAAAUGGGAAUGACCUUACUAAAUUUUAACACGCAACUACUGAUUGGUGUGGGAAGAUGGUGAUACGAUAGGCCGAUGCAAAUGGAGCUUUAAUAGUGCGGCUUGUUGCUUAUAUUGUUUCUAAGGAACAAAUAAGUUUUCUUAAUUUUGUAAUACUUGAGAUUUUUCUCGUUUAAUUUUUAUAGCGUGAGAGUGAGUGGCUAUAAACACAAUCAACAUAAUAACUGCUGUUAUUGAUUUUUUCAUUCCCUAACCUGCCUUUUCCACCACGUGGGAUAUACUUUUCUUAUUUUUAAAUGGUUAAAAACCAGGAAAAUCACUCAAAUAAUAUGGGUGACCAGAAUCAUAAUUCUAAUAAUAGUACAGUUGACAUGGAUCUUGAAGAUGGUCUCUGUGCCUUUGAGUUGAUGAAUAAAGGCAAUGGUCUUACGUAUAAUGAUUUUAUUAUUCUGCCAGGUUAUAUAGAUUUUCCACCAUCGGAAGUUGAUCUUUCUAGUCGUCUUACGAAAAAAAUCACUCUUAAAGCACCAUUUGUUUCAUCCCCAAUGGAUACAGUCACAGAAGCUGACAUGGCCAUAGCCAUGGCUUUGUGUGGUGGCAUAGGAAUAAUUCAUCACAAUUGCCUUCCCUCGUACCAAGCCAAUGAAGUAUCAAAAGUGAAAAAGUAUAAACAUGGUUUCAUCCAUGACCCAGUAGUUCUUUGUCCAACAAACACUGUAUCUGAUGUACUUAAAGUAAAAAGUGAGCAUGGAUUUUGUGGAAUUCCUAUUACAGAAAAUGGAAAAUUAGGAGGAAAAUUAGUAGGAAUAGUAACUUCAAGGGAUAUUGAUUUUUUGGAUGACAUUAACUUUCAGAGUAUUAAACUAGAACAAAUAAUGACAAAACUAGAAAAUUUAGUGACUGCACAAUCCGGGGUCACACUAACAGAAGCCAACCAUAUUCUAGAAAAAAGUAAAAAAGGAAAAUUGCCGAUUGUAAAUGCGCAAGGUUGUCUGAUUGCUCUUAUGGCUAGAACUGACUUGAAAAAAGCCAAGAGCUAUCCUAUUGCAUCCAAAGAUGACAAUAAACAGCUUAUUGUUGGUGCAGCAUUAGGAACCCGAGAGGAAGAUAAAGCUAGGCUAGCACUUUUAGCUCAAGCAGGAGUUGAUGUGGUAGUACUGGAUUCUUCACAAGGAAACUCAAUCUACCAGAUAGAAAUGAUCAAGUACAUUAAAAGUAAUUUUCCCAAUUUGCAAAUUAUUGCAGGAAAUGUUGUUACACGAAAACAAGCUAAAAAUCUAAUAGAUGCUGGAGCAGAUGGUUUGAGAGUCGGAAUGGGUAGCGGAAGUAUUUGUAUAACACAAGAAGUGAUGGCUGUAGGAAGACCUCAAGCUACAGCUGUUUAUAAGGUCAGCCAGUAUGCUAAACAUUUUGGAGUACCCAUUAUUGCUGAUGGAGGUAUUCAAUCCAUAGGCCAUAUUACUAAAGCACUUGCUCUUGGUGCUUCAACAGUCAUGAUGGGAUCCUUGUUAGCUGGUACCUCAGAAGCUCCUGGUGAAUACUUCUUUUCUGAUGGCGUGAGACUUAAAAAAUAUCGAGGAAUGGGAAGCAUAGAGGCUAUGGACAGAAAAGAUGCCAUGGGAUCAGCUAUGAACAGAUAUUUCCAUAACGAGGUAGAUAAAUUGAAAGUAGCCCAAGGAGUUAGUGGCAGUAUUGUUGACAAAGGAUCAGUAUUGCGGUUUGUACCUUACCUACAGUGUGGGAUUAAACAUGGAUGUCAAGAUAUUGGUGUGAAAUCACUAAAUGAUCUGAGGGAGUGGAUGUCUACUGGUAAACUUCGUUUUGAACUCAGGACACAUUCUGCUCAAGCAGAAGGAAAUGUUCACAGUCUAUUCUCAUAUGAAAAGAGACUGUUUUAAAAUUUAAUCAAUAAGUGACGGCUUAUACAGCCUUUAUUUAUAUCCAUUUGAUUAUGAGAUUAUGUUUCAUAUUGUUUAAAAAAAAAUCUCGUAAGCAGUAAGUUUUGAUUCAAUAAAAAAUUCGCUCAAAUGCGAUAUAAUCAUUCAAAAGUUAUGGGGAUUGCACCAUUAAAAUUAUUUGGAAAUAUUUUAAAAGCUUAUGUCAUUUUAUGAUCAUUUUUAUAAAUUUUGAUACAGGGUGUUACUUUUUGUACAUAUUGAUUAAAAGUUGUGCUAAAUAAACGUAUUUUGUGCCAAAA
Molecule: messenger RNA, 2321 nt
Organism: Diorhabda carinulata
Lineage: Eukaryota; Metazoa; Arthropoda; Insecta; Coleoptera; Chrysomelidae
Gene: ras
Product: inosine-5'-monophosphate dehydrogenase
Exons: 9
Coding region: 421-2022 (533 amino acids)
Biological process (GO): GTP biosynthetic process
Cellular component (GO): cytoplasm
Molecular function (GO): IMP dehydrogenase activity
Source: RefSeq, a predicted model, not a curated record